CCAGCAUUAAUAUUGAAACUUCGGUUGGCCCUAUGGAAGGAAUAUUCCAGACACUACAUUAUUUUACAAAUUGUUUUAAUACAAUGAUUUUUCGAUGUGCCAUGUGUAACAAUAAAUUAUCCAAUAUUGUUAUGAUAGAUCAAUGUGAAAGAUGUUACUUAAAAUUUAGGAAUUUAAGAACACGAGGCCAAUUACAAGAUUCAGAUUUGUUAACUACUUGUUUCAUUUAUAAUUUGGAAAAAAAUGAGCUAACACACUCAUGCGUGUCAGGUUAAAAGCAUGUGGUAACACCAAACGAAUUAUUGGCGAUAUUUAUUAAGCUGAAUGAUUGUAACAUUGUCCAUAGAACAAUGAAGCCGUUAUCAGGAAUUAUGUUAUUUGUAUUAAUCCCCACAACCUAUGGACUCAUUGGAUUCGAUUGUGGAGGUCAGCAUUUAAAUGUAACCACAGUAUCAUUGCUAGGUGUCAGAGACUGUGAACUUAAGCACCAAUCGUUAAUUACAUCUGACACACACAUUCAGUUACUACAACUCGCGGAAUAUAAUUACGUGGAAGUGAUACAGUGCAAAGUUGAAAUAUCGCGAGUGAUACAAUACUGUGGAAUGCAUUCGCAUAUAUCAGCUGUAGCCAAUGCACGACUAGAGUACCUACAGGAAGUUUCCAGAGUCAAGUGCUACCACGCUUUUCAGGAAGGGACCUUCUCCAUAGGACUGGGAGGGAUCGUCACCAAACUGAAGCCUAAUACUACCACCGUUCACAGCAUCCUGCUUGCCGGAACGAUAAACCAUGAUGGAACCUGCAAGGGUACACAAUUCUCCGACCCUUACGGGACUUGGCACAACGUCGUAGUUGAUGGAACUGUACGGAUAUCAUUAAAGUCAUCCUAUGUUCCUGUGCACCUAAAUUCUGGAAAAGUAAUGCUAAGAUCAGGAACUGUCUGCACACUGAGCGACGGUUUUUGCAUCGAUUUUGACGAUGGAUAUUCAUAUUGGAAACCAAUGCCCACAUCGUCUUGUAAUUUCCACCAGUACAACGUACUGUAUGAAGGAACGGCAGUUAAAAUGAAUGGAAUAAUGGAUACCAUUCAUCAGACUAUUUAUACUCUUGUCAGUCAGGAUACAACUUUUGCCUUGACAGCAGGAGGAAGUCAAGCCGUGUGUGGAUACACCCUACUCACCACGGAGCAUCCUAAACUAUUUAUCUUGGAGGCAGAAAAGGGAAACACCUUCGCGGAGCGAAGAGACAUCCCUGUGGAGAACCUCGAUAUUUUCACCUACGUCAACUCUAAAUUCGUGUACGUAGAAAAACAUAUACGACAUCAGAUGACAUCGUUGUAUCGUGACGUUAUUCAACAACGUUGCGAGUUGGAAAAGGAAGUGUUAAAAAACACACUGUCCUUCGCUACUCUUCAGCCAGACGAAUUCGCUUAUCGGCUCAUGAAAGGACCAGGUUACAUGGCCGUCACUGCAGGGGAAGCCGUUCAUGUCAUCAAGUGUAUACCAGUGGACGUCAUCGUACGCCGCACUAAGGAAUGUUAUAUUGAGCUACCGGUUACAGUACGCAACACUUCCCUCUUUAUCACACCAAAAUCACACGUGUUGACCAAGAUGGGAACCAUACGAGAGUGUAGCUACGAAUUGCCAACCCUUUAUCGAAUUGAGGAUACAUGGAUUGAACUUAUUCCGGAGCCACGUGUUCGCAGAACAUCGUUGCAGCAGUUACAACCUAUGACAAGUAUGUCAUGGAAUUAUUUAACGCCGGGACCACUAGCUUCCAGCGGAAUAUAUUCCCAGGCGGAUCUUGAUAAAAUCAGGGAUCAUAUAAUGUUCCCUGCUGAAAAGCCAGCGUACUUAACAGCAUGGCUCGUGGAAUCACCGGACACGUCAUGCCUGACGAUACCAUGUCCAUUUACAACUUAUUGGAUGAAGCAUCAUUAA
Messenger RNA from Ooceraea biroi (clonal raider ant), 1937 nucleotides. RefSeq lists its product as uncharacterized. Lineage: Eukaryota; Metazoa; Arthropoda; Insecta; Hymenoptera; Formicidae. The record is from RefSeq and is a predicted model, not a curated record.